CAGCGCAGUGCAAUGUUCAUUGUGCAUUUGCAAAUAAAAUGCAAACAGAAUAAGAUUUCAACGUUAGUAAAUCCGCUGUCUUAAGGUCUAGUGUUUUGUGUCGUUUCGUAUCUGUGCUCUAGUGCAAGUGAUUUAUCGAGUUUUCUUCAUCAUUGGCCAAGCUUACAGUACGGAUUUGGGCUUUGUUUACAGAAGACUUCCAAAUCACACCUGUUUUGCUUAGCCCUUUAAAAGUGUAUCGAUCUGGAUGUAGGAAUCAAGUUGUUUUAAGUUAAAUACUGUGUCCAGUAAGGAGACUGUCUGCUAGCUUCCUAACCGAGAGAAUCACAGCAGGAUAAAUAAAAAAUCUCAACCCUUCCCCGAAGCGCUAUGGACAUCUCGCAAACAUCGCCAUCAAAACGGAGCAGCAUUCCGAUACCGAGACGGAAAACAUCGCUCCACCUGUACAUUUCCGGAGGCGGUGGUUCAUCGUCCAACUCGUCGUCGAACGUCGGUUCGGCUUCGGCUUCGAUCAACGACGAUGAACCGUCGUUCACGCGCAGCAUGCUCGGUUCAUUUGCUCCCCCGCCACCGGAAACGGAACCCACGGCCGGUGCCAGCACGCCUUCCGACUACGUUCAGCUGAAGGAAAGCCACAACCGUUUGAUAGAGAGUUUUGAAAAGUUAACAAAACGCAACGAACACCUUGAGCACGCGAACGAACAGCUGAAUCACAACGUGCGCCAGCUGAUUGCAACGCUGGAAGGCUCCAAGCGAGAGCUGGCGGCUUUUACCGAGAAAAACCGUCGGCUGCGACGGAAGCUGUCCGAAAUCAUUCCCGCUGCGACUCUCGGUGGCGAAUCGACCGUAGACGGUGCCGAAAGUGACGAUGAACCGGUGGCCGAAGUGAAUGCGGUUUUGUCCCCCGUUCCUACUGUGGCCGAGGGGCGAACAGCGGGUUCCGGGGCGAAAGCGGUCGAGGUGGACGACGAGAUGGAGAAGCUAAAGUCCUACCUGAACAAUCUCGAGCUGCAGCAGUACGAAGCGAACGAGAAAAUCUCCGAACUGCUUGAAAGUAAACAACAACAAGAGGAAGAGAUGAAAAAGUUGCGGGAUGAAAAUGUCGAACUGAACAAAGUGGCGCGACUAAUGUCCAGAAAUAUGCUCGAAUCCAUCGACACCAGCAAGAGGCUCGAAAACUCCUUCAUCCAGGUCCAGCGAGAGCGAGACCAUUUGGCGAGGCAGAAUCGCGAUUCGGUGGAUGCCAAAACGACCACUAACGAGGAAAUUCAAAUGAUGCGAUCAGAGAUUGAGCUGCAGCGUAAAACUUACGAAGCUCAGUUUAUCGAAUAUAAAAGCCUCAUGAGUGAGGAACAUGAGCGCAAGACGAAUGAUCAGAUCGUCGGACUCGAGCUGGAGGUAGAGCGGCUCCGGCAGCAGCUGGAUGAGGCGCUGGCACGGGCAGAGCGGGCCGAAGAGGAGGUGCAAACGCUACGCCAACAGCUCAGGGUCAGCCGGCUCCAGGAGCUUCGCCAAGACCGGGUGCCGGAGGUUCUCGACUGCGAGAAUCCCAUGGUUUCCAUGAUGAGCCUCUGCAGUGUCACCGGUCCGCGAACCCCAGCCGGUUCCUCACUGUCAUCGCACGCAGCGCCAGCACCGGCACUCCUACCACCACCACCACCACCCCCACUGCCACCGCCGCCGCCUCCGCCACCACUACCAGCUAACAAUUUCGCUAACAGCAAGCAUCUAAUCCCGGCAGGCGAAUCGGGCACCGAACAGCAGGUGCUUGGGUUGAGCGAAGCUAUUUCGAAGCAGAAAUUAAAUCACGUAGCAAUAACGAAUGUAAAUAGUCCACACGCAGCAACAGGUCUAGACUCGGUGAUAGCGGACAUCAAGAGUGGCAAGGUGACGCUUCGCCGACGGCGUCCUAACAUUCCCGCUGCCACCAACGAUGCGGGAGGCAGCAGCAGCAACAGUAUUAGAGAAAGCCAGCGCAACUACAACGAUAUGGUGGCGCGCAAUCCCGCCCUACAGGAGAUGUACGAGGUGCUCGAGCGCAUGAAGCGGCGGAACCGGAAAUCGAAAAUCAUCGUCGAGUCGGAGCUGGGGUCCCGCGGUACCCAGGACACUGACCAGCAGGAUGGCGUGGAUGGGCCGAAGGGUACGCGACGGUUUCGCACGGUAAUGGAUGUAGUUGCCGACUUGUGACACUGGAAGCAUUUUGUGUUUUUAAUUAUAUUUUCCAUUUAACUACUGCCCCCCCGUUACGGCUAACAAACUAGAACAGUUUUAGGGUGGUUUGAUCCAUCGAUCGUUUUACCUUAGUUUUAAGACAUUUUUUCACUUACAUUUACACACUAGCUCGUUGAAAUCGGCGAAAGCCCGAAUAAAGAAGUGCUAUAGCAGUUUGUAACGUUAUGCAAAC
Molecule: messenger RNA, 2407 nt
Organism: Anopheles coustani
Lineage: Eukaryota; Metazoa; Arthropoda; Insecta; Diptera; Culicidae
Product: shootin-1-like
Exons: 7
Coding region: 370-2190 (606 amino acids)
Source: RefSeq, a predicted model, not a curated record